UGUGAGUUGUGAGCGCCAAAUUCCGUCCAAAGGGACAAAAAAAAUCCCUAGUUUUCCUUUACUCGACAGCCGCUGCUGCUUCUGCAUCUCCUCACGCUGGCAGGCCGCCGUUGAGCACUCGCCAGUCGCCACCGGACACCGUAGUUGAAGAAGCAAUACCAGUUCCUCCACCGUACGCUACCUCGGUUCAAUUGCCUCUGUUAGAGCUGGAAGAUUGCUCAGAGAGUACACCUUCUUUGCUGUAAAAAAAGGGGAACUCUCAGGCCAUGAUCUUGUGAUAUCAGUGAAGAACAAUACUACCAGUCAAAACCCUUAACUCCGAGCCCCAGUUAUUUGUGUACAUUUGUUAUUUAAUCCAUCUUCUUUUGGAGUUUGAGAACAAGUAUGCGCGCAUUGGCCCUUUUGGGCCAGCGCAUGUUCUUUCAAGUUAUUGCUCAAACAACUUGCAUUAUUCGCCUACCCCUCUGCAGUGCUCCGUACUGUUCCGGCCUUUUCUAUGCUAAAGCAACUGAUGUUUCCUCGGCAAAAGUCUUGGAGGCAGAAGCUCAAGAAGAGCAACCACCAAACUCUCUAUCCUUAAGAAUAGAGAAGCUCCCAAGAGGAGUGCCUGUUGGAUCUGCCUUCCAAAGCUGGAUGGGUGAGGGGUUCCCAGUUCAUAGGGGAGAUAUCUUUCAUGCAAUGAAUCGGCUCAGGAAGUGUAAUAUGAACAAACGUGCGGUUGAGGUGAUGGAAUGGGUAAUCAGGGAAAGACCAUACAGGCCAAAGGAACUCGACUACUCUUAUCUCCUGGAGUUCACGUGCAAGCUUCAUGGGGUACCUCAUGCCGAGAACCUCUUCUCUCGUGUCCCACCCGAGUUCCAGAACGAGUUGCUCUACAACAACCUCGUAAUCUCCUGCUUGGACAAAGGAGUCCUGAGGCUCUCCCUCGAUUACAUGAAGAAGAUGAGGGAAUUAGGGCACCAAAUCUCGUACUUAGUCUUCAAUCGCCUGAUCAUUCUCCACUCUUCCCCUGGCCGCAGGAAAUUACUCCCUAAACUCAUGUCCCAAAUGAGGGCCGACAAGGUGGCACCACACGCCUCCACAUACAACAUUCUGAUGAAGAUCCAAGCUAGUGAGCACAACAUAGAAGGCCUGUUGAAGGUAUUUGCUGACAUGAAACGAUCACAAGUAGAGCCGAAUGAGAUCUCAUUCUGCAUAUUAGCCACUGCUCAUGCUACAGCAAGACUGUACACUGCUGCUGAAGAGUACGUCGAAGCAGUGGAAAAGUCUCAUACAGGGAAGAAUUUGUCAACGCUGGAUGUUUUGAUCAUGUUGUAUGGUUAUUUGGGGAAGGAGAAGGAUCUCGAGAGAAUAUGGGGAAUUAAACAAAACCUCCCUCGUGCUAGACCCAAGAGUUAUGUCCUAGCAAUUGAAGCCUUUGGCCGAAUUGGGUCAAUUGGUCGAGCAGAGGGGCUCUGGUUAGAGAUGAAGUCACGACAGGACCUCAGUUCGACCGAGCAAUUCAAUUCGAUCUUAUCUGUGUACUGCAGACACGGGCACGUCAAAAGGGCCACUGCCAUUUUCAGAGAAAUGGAGGCUAGCGAUGGCUGCAAACCGAAUGCAAUAACUUUCCGACAUCUCGGGUUGGGUUGUUUGAAAGCCGGGUUGGUCGAGGAAGCCUUGAAGACUCUUGAGAUGGGGUCGAAGAUGAGAGCGACUAGCGGAGUCAGGAACUCGACACCAUGGCUGGAAACGACCCUUGCUCUCGUGGAGGCUUUCGCGGAGAAGGGUGAUGUGGUGAAUGCCGAGAAGUUGUUUGGGGAGCUUGGAAAGGCCAAGUAUAUAAGGUAUACUUUUGUGUAUAAUACUCUGAUAAAGGCUUAUGUGAAGGCCAGAAUGUAUGAUCCGAAUCUGUUGAGGAGGAUGAUUUUAGGAGGUGCUAGGCCUGAUGCUGAGACCUAUAGCUUAUUGAAACUUGCGGAGCAGUUUAGUAGUGGCUAGUAACUGAGCUCUAGCCAUUAUGGCGGCUCUGUUGUAUUUGUAACAUUGUAUUAUUUUUCCAUGUCAUUGAGAUGGGUUCUAUCUUCUCUCACUACUGCAGUAAAU
This is a messenger RNA of Linum tenue, 2085 nucleotides long. NCBI's taxonomy places the organism in Eukaryota, Viridiplantae, Streptophyta, Magnoliopsida, Malpighiales, Linaceae. The record is from the annotation of a GenBank genome assembly.